This is a messenger RNA of Prosopis cineraria, 3979 nucleotides long. Its product is annotated as structural maintenance of chromosomes flexible hinge domain-containing protein GMI1-like. Lineage: Eukaryota; Viridiplantae; Streptophyta; Magnoliopsida; Fabales; Fabaceae. The coding region runs from base 12 to 3725 and encodes 1237 amino acids. The record is from RefSeq and is a predicted model, not a curated record. The transcript has 28 exons.
CUAUUGCAUCUAUGCAUUUGGGGCGGCGGACCGUGGUUUCCUCCAAGACAAAACACAUCAAGAAAGUCUACAUGUUGCAUCUUGAGAGAGAAGCUUUGCUAAGUCCGUCUAACUCCGAUCUAACUUGGAAGACUGAUGGUGGCAUCAGGGAUCCCUCAGAGGAAGAAGUCAGGGAUUCAAAUCAUGGCAGUUUCACAAAGGUUGAGAUUUUCUGUUCAGACUUCAAGGGUAACCUCUCCAAACUUCAGUGCCACCUGAAGGACAUAUAUUUCCCCUACAUUCAGUGUGAUGACAUGUCUAAGACAAGGAAGACUACUACACCAAUAGAGUUCCAGGUUAAUGGUGUGGAUUUGACGGAAGUUGAAGGUGGGGAGGUUGCAAUCACCAAUUGGCACUCUUGCAAUGGCCCUGAGUUUGUUUUACAGCUUCAUUUUUCCUCUAUGCAUCAUUCUGACAGCACGAGAAGUCCAGGGUCAAGAUCAUCUCGAGAAGCAAAUGCACGUCUGAGGUUGGUGUAUCUCCCAUUCAGAGAGGGAAAGGAGAAUAUUGAGAGGGUCUUGGAGAAGUUGAAGGCUGACGGUUUUGAAACUAAAGAGGACUUCCAAAACUUUAGUCGUGUCUCUGUUCGUCGGCUGGGUCGUCUACUUCCAGAUGCUCGUUGGGAUAUGCUUCCUUUUAUGGAUUUGAGGAACAAAAAAGGGAACAGGGCUCACCAGUUGAAGAGAUGUUGUUUAAGGGUGAAAUGCUUUAUAGAGACCGACGGAGGUUUCAAGCCAACACCAUCCAAGACUGAUCUAGCUCACCACAAUCCCUUUACCUCUGCUUUGAAGAAAAUAGGCAGUAAAGUUCCUGAGAAAGAGAGUGAUGUUGUAGUUGAAAUUCGUAGAGCUGGGAAGCUGUUAACUCCGUCCCAGCUGGAAAGGGAAUAUCAAGAUUGGAUUUUUCAAAUGCAUCAGCGGUAUGAUGAAGAAGUCGAUUCUGGUGAGGAUCAGCCAGUUAUUAUCGUCUCCCCGCCAAACAAAAAGGCACUCGGCAUCUCUUCUGAUGUUGUAAGGGUUCAUCAGAAGUUGAAGCGAAAGGAAAAAUCAUGGAAUCGUGGUGAGAAAAUCAAAUUACUGAAGGGAGCAUGCGCGGGGCGCCGCCACAAUAUUUAUGCAACUAUAGAAUAUUUCCUGCUGGAUGGAUUCGAAGGGGACGCUGGGGGAGAGGCCCGAAUCAUAUGUAGGUCAAUGGAUGUCCCGAAUGACAAUGGCUGUGUCCUUUCCGUGGAUGAUGAACAUGCAAAUCUGGACCUUGGGAGUUCUUUAUCCUUACCUUUAAGCGUGAUUGACUCUGGAAAGAUUGUACCUAUUGAAAGCAUUGAAUGGGAUAGUCAGCUUCAUCAGAAACAACAGAAAUCUCCUGCUAUUGUCGAGCUGCUGAGUGUUCCACAUUGUCAGCAAUUGGAGGUUGAUGGGAAGUUUAAUUUCUUGGGAACAUUUCAUUUUCGUCUACAGACAUUACCUAUUGAUACCCCCAUUUUUGCUGGUCAAGUUCCCCCAACCCAUGUUGUGGCAGUUGUUAGGCCCACAAAUUUUAUGCCUGGCAAUGCAGACAAGUUAGACCCGAAGGGUAUUUUCAAGAGCAAUACGGAGAUGACUAUGGAAGUCAAAUUUAAGGAUGAAAGCAAAAAUUCCCAGGAUGUUAUUCUUUCAGAACGCGUGUCAUCAGGAGCUUAUAAAGGGCUUAAUGGCUUAUACUUCUUACCCCUAGGAUGCAAGUUCCCUGAUUUAUUUCACAAAGCUGGUGCUUACGUGUUUUCAUUCUCUCUUAUCCAAUCAAGCUGUAAAAAUUGUGAGGAAAGAGUGAUUGUGAAGCCUUCCACUCUUAAGCGUGUUGAACUCCGGUCACCAAUAGUGAAAAACCAGCUGCUUCCUGGUUAUGUGUUUAAGGAGUUCGUAUUGGAGAUGUUUGAUGCAUAUGGAAACCACGUGUCUAAAGGUUCAGAGGUUACUUUGUCUUUGUCAAACUUCGUCAUUGAAGAUCAUGUGGGCAUGACACGAAAGGUUGAUGCUAAUGGAAAAAUUGACCUCAGUGGUCUACUGAAGUUGAUUGCAGGUUUCGGAGAACAUGCAUCCCUAUCUGUUCUGUUUGAAGACAAAAUAGUUUUUGAGCAGAAAUUUUCGACUGUGAGGAGGAAAUUGAGAAUCGCAUCCAAGUUGCCUGAUAUCUGUAUUGCUGGCGGUCAAUUGGAAAACCUUGUUUUUGAAGUUGUUGAUCCUGAUGGAGAUGUAGAUAUGGAUAUUCAUCACAAUGAUAAAGAUGGCCAAUCUCAUAUGCUUAUAAUCAAGUCAGUGUCUAUUCAAGCGCAGGAAUUUAUCCAAUACACUUUCGAGCACGGGUGCUGCACUGUCCAUGCGAUAUCCAUUCCACCAGAUGAAAGGACCUUUUGCUUUUCAGCCGCUCACUCUCAGUAUCCAGAGCUAAACAUAACUGUUGAGGUCCCUAUUGCAAACGCUCCAAAAGUGGAGCAUGAUGAUAGCCAAUUUCCAUAUUUAGAUAAGAGGAUGAUGCAACUGCAGGACUUGUCAUCAUUUAAUCAAGAUAAGAACUUAGUGAUCUCCUUUGUAAAUGAGGAUGAGGAACUUCAAGACAUCCUCAAGAUUGGUCAAGAUAUUGGACAAAUUGAAACGACGCUUCUUGAUCUUAAUAAUCUCAAGGCUAAAACAGAGCAAGAGGUGUUGGAGUUGCAAGAAAAGGUUGGUCCUCGUCAAUUGAGUAAUAUAAAUUGUCUAUUCACCAAAGAUGAACUGAAGGAAAGAAUACAAUGCAUGGAAAACUCAGCAGCUGCUGUUAUCUGCAGUCUCUUGCCGAACCAAAUGCCACAGAAGUCUAUCAUGAACGAUAUAAUAAACCUGGUUGCACUUCUUGGUACUGUUCAGAGCCCUGAGCUUAGCAGAAUAUUAGCAGAGUAUCUUGGAGAAGAUAAGAUGCUGUCUGUCGUUUGUAGAACCUUUGAUGCUGCAAGUGCUCUUGAGAGGUAUACACAAAGUGGAGAAGUUGAUUCUACACUUGCUUUACAUGCUGAAGCAGCCACACUUGGAAAAGUUAUAUGUAGGCGUUUCCUUGUUUUGUGCCUUGAAGAUAUAAGGCCUUACAAUGGGCGUUGCCAAGGACAUGACCCUCAGAGGAAGCUGACCUUGCCAUAUCCUACUUUGCCAAAUGGCAGUAUGCCGGCAGGUUUUUUGGGUUAUGCUGUUAAUAUGAUUGAGCUGGAUGAUCAUCAUUUGCAAACAAGGACUUCUACGGGACAUGGUCUCCGGGAGACUGUGCUUUUCAGUCUAUUCAGGAAGCUCCAAGUUUAUGAAACAAGGGAGCAUAUGAUGGCUGCUCGUGCCUGUAUAGAGGAUGGAGCUGUUUCACUAGAUGGCGGCAUUGUAAGAGAACGUGGACUAAUCUCUCUUGGUUACGGGAAUCCUUCAAUAUGCUUUCCUCUUGAGAGUCCGGUGCUUGCCACUCCAGAGACUAGAAAAAUGAUAGCUAAGAUUGGGGAACUGAGGGAUAAGUUAACGGGCCUUGAGGAUGAUAUAAGAAAUGUGAUUGAAUUGCACGAUAAGCACCUGAAGAAGUUCCGCAGAAGACAACGCCGAUAUGGGAAGAUUAUGGAUGACUCGGGGCCUAUGAUCGAAAACCAAUUGUUGGAAUAUAAACCCAGUAUAACGGACAGCUCAAUUUUACAUGAAUAAGCUCCUGUGAAUAUGAUUGACAAGGAAAAAAAAGACUGCCACUCUGAAUAUUGAAUAUGCAUUAUAUAGCUUUUGCAUAGCGGGUUUUGAACAUUUAUUGCUAUAGAGCACGCAUUAAUUUAUGUAGUAGCAUUUUUGGGUCAAAUUCUGUAGCUCAGAACUUAUCAAACUUGCCGACUACUUGGUAGUAGAGAGUAUGGGAGCUUUUCUCUCUCUCUCUCUCUCUCUCCCCUUUUUAUAUAAUAAAUAAUCUG